AAAAAAAGAAGUAUCAAUAUUUUCAACCCAAUUGGGAAUGACUUAAAUUCUAUGGACGAAUGCAAAUCUUUUAAAAAAGAAUAUGACAAGUGUUUUAAUACUUGGUUCAGGGACAACUUUCUUAAAGGGAGUAAUGAUGACUCCAUGUGUUCAGAGCUUUUAAAGAAUUAUACAGAAUGUAUCAAGAAAGCGAUGAAAGAUAAAGAUAUUGUUAUUGAUGACUUCAGACGAUAUCAUCCAAAAAUUAGUUCCAAUUAUGAACCACCUACAAACAAAUAAAAUGCGGAGUUCAGUAUGUGUAUGGCAAAGAAGAGUUCAAAGGAAUAUUUAUUUUUUAUUCAGCCAUUGUACCAAUGAUUUAAAAUGAACUAUAAUACAUGAUCUUUAGAUAUGACUGCA
Melanaphis sacchari is the source of this 399-nucleotide messenger RNA. Its product is annotated as TP53-regulated inhibitor of apoptosis 1-B-like. Bases 52 to 279 code for a protein of 75 amino acids. The transcript is spliced from 3 exons. Lineage: Eukaryota; Metazoa; Arthropoda; Insecta; Hemiptera; Aphididae. The record is from RefSeq and is a predicted model, not a curated record.